GAAGCUAACAGUCAUAGUAGACUACGUCUUUGUAUAUGCUGUACCUACUACAUAUAUCAAUAUGAAAAGAAUGAUUAUAUUCAAUUGAGAGAUUAUAUUCAUUAAUAUCUUGUAUAAUAAUUUGUAAAGACGGUUAACUUAACAAUAUUUUCAAGUGUUGUUUAAUUUCCAACACGCAAGUGAGAGUUAAUAAAACUAACAACUAAUAAAAUAAAUAGUUAAAAAUAUUUUUUAAAGUGUAAAAAAAUUUUGUGUAACAAUUACAAGAAAAGAAGUGUUUUUUUUUUGUGUUGUUUUUAAUUACCAGCAAAAAUGGUUAAAGAUAAUCGACAACGGGCGGUUUUAGUACAUUUACCCCCAAAUCCACCCUUGGAUAUUGAAUUUAAGGAUGUUACUUAUACAGUCAGUUUAGGAUUUGGAAAAGGAAAAAAACGAAUAUUAAAUGGCGUAUCAGGAAAAUUUAAAGCAAAUGAAUUAACAGCAAUAAUGGGUCCUUCUGGAGCUGGAAAAUCAUCAUUGUUAAAUAUUUUAACUGGCUUUCAAACUGUGGGAAUGGGUGGAAAAAUCAGUGUAAACAACUGUCGUUUAAAUGGUUUAAGUGCAAAAGAAUAUCGUAAAGAAUCCUGUUAUAUAUUACAAGAUGAUCAAUUAACACCAUUUUUUACAGUAUGUGAAAGUAUGCGAAUUGCAUCUGAUUUAAAACUAGGCACAAGUAUAUCCGAAACUGCAAAGAAUUUAAUUAUUGAUGAUAUUUUAGAAACACUUGGUUUAACAAAAUGUCGAAAUACAAGAUGUGAUCGACUAUCUGGCGGACAGAAAAAAAGACUUUCAAUCGCAUUAGAAUUAAUUGACAACCCACCAAUUAUGUUUUUAGAUGAACCCACAACCGGUUUAGACAGUUCAUCAUCAUUACAAUGUAUAAAUAUGUUAAAAGCGUUAGCACGAGGUGGUCGAACAAUUGUAUGUACAAUACAUCAACCUAGUGCAAGUAUUUUUGAAUUAUUUGAUCAAGUUUACGUUGUUAAUCAAGGACAUUGUGUAUAUCAAGGUGCUAGUAAAAAUACAGUACCAUAUUUACAAACUUAUGGUUUUAGUUGUCCAAAAUAUCAUAAUCCAGCAGAUUUUUUAUUGGAAUUAACAAAUGGAGAAUAUGGUGACUUUUUAGAAAUUAUGACAAAAGGCGCAAACACCAAAGAAUGGUUAAUAAAACAUCCAAAAGAUUGUAAAAUAGAAGAAAAUAAAUAUUAUGACAUAAAUAAAAAUAAAUCAUGUGUUUUAAUAACACCACCAUCUGAAUUUACCAAAUUUUGGAUUUUAAUAAAUCGAACAUUUGUACAUUUGUAUAGAGAUUGGACUGUUACACAUUUAAAGUUAUUUUUACAUAUUUGUGUUGCAAUAUUACUGGGCUUGAACUAUUAUCAAUUUGGUAACGAUGGCUCAAAAACUUUUAAUAAUGUUGGAUUUCUUAUUAUAUCGAUUGUUUAUUUAACAUACACAUCUAUGAUGCCAGCAGUUUUGAAAUUUCCACUAGAAUUACCUGUCUUGAAAAAAGAACGUUUUAAUAAUUGGUACAGUUUAAAAACAUAUUAUUUAGCAUAUAUGGUAGCAGAUAUCCCAGUACAGCUAAUGUUUUGUUCAGCUUAUGUCGGUAUUUCAUAUUACAUGAGUGCUCAACCACCAGAUUUAGUUCGCUUUACAAUGUACUUAGGAAUAUGCAUGUUAACAACAAUUACAUCAGAAAGUUUUGGCUUAUUACUUGGUACCACAGUUAAUCCAGUGAAUGGUACCUUCUUUGGUGCAAUUUCAACAGCGGCCAUGUUAUUAUUUGCUGGUUUCUUUGUUUUAUUCAAUCAUAUGCCACGUGUAUUAUAUUGGUUGUCAUAUUUAACAUAUAUGCGAUAUGGUUUUGAAGGUUUGGUAUUAUCCGUAUAUGGUUAUGGUCGUGGUGAAUUACAUUGUCCAGAAGAUGCAUUAUAUUGCCAAUAUAAAUAUCCCAAAAUAAUGUUAGAAGAUUUAACAAUGUCCGAAGAACGCUAUUGGUUUAAUUUUAUUGUGUUAUUUGCAAAUUUAGUUAUGCUAAGAAUAAUAACAUUUUUCAGCUUACGAAGAAAGCUUACACUUUGAAACAAAAAAAAGUUGAUAGUUAACUUUUUUUUUCUUUAUUUAAUAUGUGAUAGUAAAUUUAUUGAUAAAAUUUUUAAUUUUAUAAUAGUUAUGUUGUUAUGAAUUGUGGAUGAAUCAAUCAUUUUUGUAUAUAAUAUACAUUCCAAACGGAGCUGGAAGAUUAUGUAGUACGGGUUGACUGAUACUAACGAAUAGGUAUCAAUUUUUUUUUUACUUAAUUCACAAUG
Molecule: messenger RNA, 2351 nt
Organism: Chrysoperla carnea
Lineage: Eukaryota; Metazoa; Arthropoda; Insecta; Neuroptera; Chrysopidae
Product: ATP-binding cassette sub-family G member 1-like
Exons: 11
Coding region: 313-2124 (603 amino acids)
Cellular component (GO): plasma membrane
Molecular function (GO): ATP binding; ABC-type transporter activity; ATP hydrolysis activity
Source: RefSeq, a predicted model, not a curated record